UCCUGGUCCUAGCCGUUUGCCUCUACACACAAUUAGUUUGGCCACCCCCUCACCGACGAUCAUGUGGAGGCUAAAGAUCGCCGAGGGUGCCGGGCCAUGGCUGAGGUCAACGAACAACUUCCUCGGCAGGGCGGUCUGGGAGUUCGACCCCGACCUUGGCACGCCAGAGGAGCGCGCCGAGGUGGAGAGAGUUCGCCGGGAUUUUACCGAGCACCGCUUCGAGAACAGAGAGGCUCAGGACCUCCUGAUGCGUAUGCAGUGCGCAAAAGAAAAACAUCAUUAGGUGUAUCUUCCACCUAUCAAGCCUCUAGAGAGUGAAGAAGUCACAGAAGAGAUUAUAUUAACAUCAUUGAGGUGAGCCCUAACUCAACAUUCUGCGCUGCAAGCACAUGAUGGGCAUUGGCCUGUUGAUUUCAGUGGAAUAAUGUUCAUUAUGCCUAUCAUGGUAUUUGCUCUCUAUGUCACUGGAUCACUCAAUACUGUUCUAUCAAAAGAAUAUCGACAUGAGAUAUGUCGCUACAUUUACAACCAUCAGAAUGAAGACGGUGGUUGGGGCACACAAGUGUUGGGACCAAGCACCAUGUUUGGCUCAUGCUUAAAUUAUGUUACCUUAAGACUUCUCGGUGAGGUGUCCACACAUGAUGCAUUGAUCAAAGGAUGUGAAUGGAUUAUGCUACAUGGAAGUGCUGCUGCAAUACCACAAUGGGGAAAGAUAUGGCUCUCGGUGAUUGGUUUGUAUGAUUGGUCUGGAAACAAUUCGAUCAUUCCUGAAUUAUGGCUUGUCCCACACUUUCUUCCAAUUCAUCCAGGACGAUUUUGGUGCUUUUGUCGUUUGGUUUAUAUGCCUAUGGCAUAUCUCUAUGGUAAGAAGUUUGUUGGGACAAUUACACCAACAAUACUGGCAAUGAGAGAGGAGCUCUAUAAUGUACCUUACAAUGAGAUUGAUUGGAACAAGGCUCGUGAUACUUGUGCCAAGGAGGACCUUCGGUAUCCGCGGUCAUCUGUGCAGAAUCUUGUAUGGACUUGCAUCAAUGAAGUUGUGGAACCAAUGCUGAAUUGUUGGCCAGUUAAUAAGUUAAGAGAUCUAGCAUUGAAAAAGAUCAUGAAACAUAUCCACUAUGAAGAUGAAAGUACUAAAUACAUCGGUGUAUGUCCAAUAAACAAGGCACUAGAUAUGAUUUGUUGUUGGAUAGAAAAUCCACAUUCAGAUGCCUUCAAGCAACAUCUUCCAAGGAUCUAUGAUUAUUUAUGGCUUGCGGAAGAUGGCAUGAAGGCACAGGUGUAUGAUGGUUGUCAAAGCUGGGAGAUAGCUUUCAUUGUCCAAGCCUAUUGCUCAACAGACCUUGUAAAUGAGUUUGCUCCAACACUCCGGAAAGCUCAUGAAUUCAUAAAAAGCUCACAGGUUCGUGAAAACCAUUCUGAUUACGAAGCUUAUUACCGCCAUAGAUCGAAAGGUUCAUGGACACUUUCCACAGCAGAUAACGGAUGGUCUGUAUCUGAUUGUACUGCAGAAGCACUUAAGGCAUUGUUGUUGUUAUCAAAGAUUUCUCCAAAUCUUGUCGGAGAUCCCAUAGAAGGACAAAGAUUGCAUGAUGCAGUGGAUUGCUUACUUUCUUAUGUGAACAAUGAUGGCACCUUUUCUACAUACGAGUGUAAGAGAACCACACCUUUGUUGGAGGUUCUCAACCCUUCUGAGAGUUUUCUGAACAUUGUUGUCGACUAUCCAUCUGUUGAAUGCACAUCAUCAGUGCUACAAGCUCUGAUUAUGUUCAGAGAGCUUUAUCCAGGAUACCACGAAGAAGAGAUAGGAAAAUGCAUUAAAAAUGCAUCCAAAUUUAUUGAGAAGGAACAACGUAAAGAUGGAUCAUGGUUUGGCACGUGGGGUAUAUGUUUCACGUAUGGGACAUUCUUCGCGGUAAAAGGGUUAGCUGCUGCUGGAAGAACUUACGAAAAUAGUUCUUCCAUCAGGAAAGCAUGCAGCUUUCUGUUGUCAAAGCAGCUAACUACAGGUGGAUGGGGAGAGACUUAUCUUUCCAGUGAAACAGAGGUGUACGUGGAUGCUGGUAUUCCUCAUGUAGUGAAUACUGCUUGGGCAAUGUUGACUUUAAUUUAUGCUGGGCAGGUGGAACGAGAUCCAACACCACUAUAUCUUGCUGCAAAAGAAUUGAUCAAUAUGCAACUAGACUCGGGCGAAUUUCCCCAACAAGAACACGUUGGAUGCUUUAACUGUUCCAUAUACUUCAAUUACGGCAACUACCGCAACUUGUACCCUAUUUGGGCUCUUGGGGAAUUUCGCCGGUGCCUCCUUGGAGUUAAGAAGUGAACUCCCCUGCUCCUAGAUGCAACUAAGAGUAACUGAAUCUAUAAACAGCACAUGCAACCGUGUAUGUUGCAAAAGUUCCAUAUGCAACCUGCUCUAGUCUCAUUCAUAAAUGUUUAAGCAUUUUGUGCCCACGGCACUUGCAUGUUCAGAAACCACUCAGGCGUAAGCCAAGAAACUGAUACAAAAAAAGACAAUUUUUUUAUGCCACUGAGAACGCCUAAUCCCAGAAAUGCCACUGGAAAUGACCAUAUUCCUUUAGUGCCACGGUUGUUAAAUUUUAUCGCUAACGAUGAUGCCAUUGUUGACUACUUUCUUGUAGUUAAACCGUGACGUACGUACGAAAACACCAUUUACCCUUGACCCACAUG
Molecule: messenger RNA, 2691 nt
Organism: Phragmites australis (common reed)
Lineage: Eukaryota; Viridiplantae; Streptophyta; Magnoliopsida; Poales; Poaceae
Product: achilleol B synthase-like
Exons: 18
Coding region: 425-2323 (632 amino acids)
Biological process (GO): triterpenoid biosynthetic process
Cellular component (GO): lipid droplet
Molecular function (GO): intramolecular transferase activity
Source: RefSeq, a predicted model, not a curated record